This is a messenger RNA of Necator americanus (New World hookworm), 1395 nucleotides long. RefSeq lists its product as uncharacterized. The transcript is spliced from 14 exons. Bases 1 to 1395 code for a protein of 464 amino acids. NCBI's taxonomy places the organism in Eukaryota, Metazoa, Nematoda, Chromadorea, Rhabditida, Ancylostomatidae. Gene Ontology annotation, molecular function: protein binding. The record is from RefSeq and is a predicted model, not a curated record.
AUGGAACGUUAUCAACUCUACUCACGCUGGCCCACCAGGAUUGUUACAAUGAAAGUAGUGCUCUGCGUAACUACGCAGCUGCCGACCCUUGUCGAAAUUCUGGAUCCACUGGAAGUCUUAUUCAGAUUUGUAUCUCAGUGGUUCUUCAUUGUUCUAUAUUAUUUACCAUACGCUCUUUCUUUCACAAUGGAAAGUCUGCACUAUAAACACGUGCACAAAGGAAGGAAGCAUCCUGAUUUCAUUCGCUAUAAGCUCUAUUUGUACAAAUCGAAGGAACUCCUAUUUGGCAAGAUGUAUACCCGUGAUCACGUGAUGAUACAUGAGCUGACCCCCUGGGGUUACGAGGAUCAAUGGAUUAGUAUCGUGUUCUACAACAGCUAUGCAGAAACAGAACCCUUAUUCGUGUAUAUGACUUCGUUUCGCCGUAUCCGAGCAGUGCCAAAGAGAGUAUUCGCUUCCACUGUUGCCGCGAGAAGUUUUGUUGUUUAUUUUGAACAUGAGGACCCUGAGCAAAUGAUUGUGGAAGACGUCAGCGCUUAUCAAGUUUUUAUUUCUAAAACUGAUAUACCUACUACCAAUACACUGCUUGCCAAUAUCGUGAAGAAUGAAACAGUUGCAUUCGAACGCAGAACUACGCAUAAAGAUCUAACUGCAUAUGAGGCCUUCGAUCUUGAGCCAGAAACAACUUACGUUGUGGGUGUCAAAUAUUGUAACCCAAGUAAAGCCAAAUGUGGCGACCUCAGCAAGUUGAUUACCGUGAAAACAACAAAAGAAAAGCUGGAGAAGCGUCCACAAGUCUCUAAACUCUCUAUAGUAACGCCAUAUCGAAUUGGUGUCGAAUGGACGGGAAUAGCGGAUAUAGCAAAUGUCAGUCUCCUUCACAAUGGCGAAGUGAUCCGUGGCGUCUCAUUAAAUAAGGAGGUUACUUAUUAUUUCGAGGAUCUCAGCCCAUCAAUGCUGUAUACAAUAACUGCAAGAGAAGUUUUUGAAGAUGAUCGUUCGUUUCCCUUGAUUGUAAAACUUCGAACACCGAAUGUGCAGACCGAACACAACACCGAACAAAGGGCAAUUACAUCACAAAUAGCCGAUCUUUCGAAGCAAAUUGAAGAGGUCCAAAAGCGAGUCGCCGAGAAGAAAACAAUAUUAGCACGACGGAAAAGGGAGCUGGCGGAGCAGAUUGCAAAUGCUAACAAUCGAAUAGCUGCAGUUCGUGCGAAGGAGGAAGCUCUUGCUUCACGAUCAGAGUUCAUGAAAAACAUGCUUUUCACGCCCAAAACAUUCUUCUUGGGUAUUCUUGUUCUGCAGUUUGGCAUUGUCGUAGGAAUGGUUGUUUUUGUGACAGCUCAGUACUGUGUUCUACACUCGUUAAGGAAAAAAUCCAGGAGAAAUCUUUGA